UGUUGCCUGGCUGGUACAGUUGUGAACAACCGGUUGGAGAGCAGACAUGCUACCACAGUCCAUUCCUGCAGGGUCGUCUUAUCUGGCGUUCUCUUGAGUUUGUGGAAAAUUACUUCGCUAUGAAGGACUCUGUGUUUGGAUCAGAACCGGUCUCUUGAUCAUAUUAAUCACCUAAAUAAAUCACGGAACCAUAAAGUCGGUUGAGGAGCGGCAGUUUGAAUCCAGUCGGGGUCUGCUUCAACGUCUGCGGGAAUGGCAGCCCCUCGACCGAUAAAAGGGAUCUUGAAGAACAAGAACAGCGCCCGAAACGUGACAUCGCAGCCCGAAGAAUUGCCAGAGGAGAACGUAGAACACUCCCCGCCGGUUCUCUCUGAAGAUGAUCAUCAAAAGAAAUCUGCGAAAUGGGAUGAGAUGAACAUCCUGGCUACAUACCAUCCAGCUGACAAAGACUACGGCCUGAUGAAGAUCGAUGAACCCAGCACUCCUUAUAACAGGAUGGUUGGGGAUGAUGAUGAUGAGGGGACACACAGUGACUCAGACGGCCGGAGUGGACUUGAAGCUGAUGACCUGGCCUCAAAGCUAGUGGCCGCUGAGGGCGAAGAACCUCGCUUUAUGAAAGAAGAGGAAGAGGAAGAAGUUGAAGAAAGCAGUGAGGAGGAAGAAGAGGAGCUGACACCAGAAGAACAAGCAAAAAAGAAGCAGUUUCAGAUGAUGAGGAAGAUGCAUUAUAAUGAGGGCCUGAACAUAAAGCUGGCUCGUCAGCUGAUUGCCAAAGAGCUUGAGGAGGAUGAGGAUGAAGAUGAAGAUGAAGAGAUGAGGGACGAUACCGAGGAGACCGAGGAGAUCAGUGUUGACCCGCCACAGGAAGGUGAAUCGUAGACGAGGCCCGUCUCUCACCUUCAGCUCUGUGUCGACUCCAAACUCUUAAACAUGCAGCAGACACCAGUUCAGCACCUGUAACAUCAUCUCUCAACAGCCAGUAACGUUCUGGUCACCUAUCUCAUCUUCUGUAGAACUAGUGCAAUACAACCUUCCAAAAUAAAACAAACCUCCUGGAGUCAACACACACACACACACACACGCACACAGACUGUUUCCUGUCCUGCUUCUCGUCUCCUGUUGCCAAGAAUGUCCUCCCUCCUCACAGCUUGUCUGGACUGGCUUUGCACUGAUGGAUAUGUUAUUCUGACCCUGAGAGGAGGAUCAAAGCCUUUUCAAAAAAAAAAAGAAUAAAACAAACAACAAAAACUUGAACAACGUCAAUAACCGGACUAACUGAACCAGCGUGCUGGUCCUGGAAGAAGCCAGAGGAAACCCCACAUCCGAGACAUGAGCGUGCUCAGAUGGAUCUUUUAUUUUUUCCUCCCUUGUGACCGACCAGGUGUUGCUUUUUGUUCUUUUAUCAAUACUUGUGAUCAGAGCUGGUUAAGAAGACGUUUGGCUUUAAACAAUUAAAGUGUUUAUUUGGU
Molecule: messenger RNA, 1469 nt
Organism: Nothobranchius furzeri (turquoise killifish)
Lineage: Eukaryota; Metazoa; Chordata; Actinopteri; Cyprinodontiformes; Nothobranchiidae
Gene: ppp1r2
Product: protein phosphatase 1, regulatory (inhibitor) subunit 2
Biological process (GO): regulation of signal transduction
Molecular function (GO): protein phosphatase inhibitor activity
Source: RefSeq, a predicted model, not a curated record